AUCUACCUAUUUGAGCAGUUGAGUUGGGAUAUUCCAAACAUGGCGGAGGGAAGUGUUUAGAAAAUGUUUUCUUUCCCCGAAAUUUCUCUUUGACACACAACGCGUCUCCUCGGAAAUCUUUAGAAGCUUUGUUUGUCGUCAGAAUCCCUUUCCUGGCCUGCUCUUUCCUGGAUAGAAGGGAAGGUUGUCUGAAAGGACUGUUGCUCAAUUUUCCAGACCAGUGGUGAGAAAAAAAAACUGUUCCAAGAUGGCGGCGACAAAGGAAACCACCUUCAAGUUUCCCAACAUGGCCGCCAGCUUCGUCAAACACCUGAACGACAUGCGUCAACGGGGCCAGCUCUGCGACCUGACCGUGGUUGUCAUGGGGAUGCAGUUCCCGUGCCACCGCGCCGUCCUGGCCGCCAGCAGCUCGUACUUCCGUUCCGUCUUCACGAGCGGCGGUGAGGUCCCCAACGAGCUCCACCUCCCCACCCUGAAAAUCGAAACCUUCUCGAAAAUCCUGGACUUCAUGUACACGCACAAGCUCACGCUGAACGCGGGAAACACGGGCGACAUCCUGGUCGCGGCCACCAUGUUGAACCUGGAAAACGUGGUGGACGUCUGCUCGCAGUACCUCAAGCGCAGCAUGGCGUCCAUGGCCAUGGCCGUCAACUCGUCGGAGACCCUGACCGCCACAGCGUGUUCCAGCACGGAGGGAGGGUUCCAUGAUCGGGCGAGACAAGCGGCGCCGAUCGCGGACAGUCAGGAGGAUGGGAUAGACUACUUCGGGUCAAGCACGUCCUUCCAGUCCGGUCGUUCUGUCGGCAGUAGUCGAGUCGAGUCGCCCAGCGCCAACCCUCACUCCACAGGAUCCCCACACAGAAAGGACCCCAACCCCCAUGGCCAGUGGGACAUGCCAGUCCUGAAAGUGGAGCAGGAUCAGAUGGACCCGUCCGAGGACAGCAGCACCUCUUCAACUGCUGGGGUCGAGGCGAGGUCGGCACCCAUGCAGGCGCAGAGCAGAUUUACUGCUGUCAGAGAGAGGGCAGUAGACACCACAGGGGAUGGACUGCAGUUGCAGCCUGGUGUAACUUCGUGGUCCACAGAUGGGAAUGUGCUACAGAGAGAUGGCAGUGCCACACUGUCAGCUGCACCUACACAUGACCAGUACAGCCCUACCCUCCAGGUUCCAGGCACGGCCAAGCGUACAGAUGACCUUGGGAAGGUGUACUACGCCUGCCCGGUGUGUGACAGCACUUUCACCUGGAAGUCUAGUCUACAGCGCCACAUGCACAACCACUCCAUGUGGAGACGCCAUGUCUGCCAGGUUUGCGGUAAGUCGUUUGCGCGGAUGGACGUCCUGAAGGACCACAUGCUGCUGCACCUGGCCGAGAAGCCCCACAAGUGCGACAUCUGCGGCCGCAAGUUCACCCACAAGAAGAACCUGAAGAUGCACGUGAUGCGCCACAUGGGCGGGUCCCCCAUGACCUGUAAGAUCUGCCACUAUCGCUACGCCACCGUGGCCGGGCUGCGCAACCACAUGAAGAUCAAACACGACACGGAGCUGGUGGAAGCGCAGAGCCCGGACGGAGACCGGUCACCGCAGGGCCUCGCCGCACCGUGUGGGGACAUGGCCUCAUCUUCAGAACCAUCGUCUGUUAGUGCGGACCAGAACACCCCCAUGGAAGAGAGUGGAAAUGGCCCAGAGGACGGGUUAAAGCAAGAACAAGCCAUGGAGUAGAGACUGGACUUACAUUAGAAAAUAUAUUGUAAGUAACAUUUGUACAUGCAUUAUAUUGAAUUAUGACAUACCCCCAUGCAAAAAUGGGAAUGGCCCAGAGGACAGACCAUUAGGAGUUAUACUGUAACAUUUGUACAUGUAUUUUUUUUUUGCGCAUGUGCAAUU
This is a messenger RNA of Branchiostoma belcheri (Belcher's lancelet), 1885 nucleotides long. Its product is annotated as zinc finger and BTB domain-containing protein 49-like. Gene Ontology annotation, molecular function: DNA-binding transcription factor activity, RNA polymerase II-specific; RNA polymerase II cis-regulatory region sequence-specific DNA binding; protein binding. Bases 248 to 1720 code for a protein of 490 amino acids. Gene Ontology annotation, biological process: regulation of transcription by RNA polymerase II. Lineage: Eukaryota; Metazoa; Chordata; Leptocardii; Amphioxiformes; Branchiostomatidae. The record is from RefSeq and is a predicted model, not a curated record. The transcript is spliced from 6 exons.